This is a messenger RNA of Cygnus olor (mute swan), 4142 nucleotides long. It is a transcript of the gene IL13RA1, whose product is annotated as interleukin 13 receptor subunit alpha 1. Gene Ontology annotation, cellular component: membrane; external side of plasma membrane. The record is from RefSeq and is a predicted model, not a curated record. Gene Ontology annotation, biological process: cytokine-mediated signaling pathway. The coding region runs from base 156 to 1430 and encodes 424 amino acids. The transcript is spliced from 10 exons. Gene Ontology annotation, molecular function: protein binding; cytokine receptor activity. NCBI's taxonomy places the organism in Eukaryota, Metazoa, Chordata, Aves, Anseriformes, Anatidae.
AGGGGCGGGGCGGCCGCCACCGCCCUGCCGAGGCCGCUCCCCGCUCGGCUCGGGUUACCUGGGCGGGCCGCGCCGCGGCUCUUCCCGUCUGGCCCGGCCCCCGCUACGGGAAGUGGGAGUCAGGGGAGCGCUCGGACGGCCGGGACGGCGGAGCCAUGGAUCCCGCCGGUCCCUUCGGAGCUUUGCUGCGGGGCCGGCUGCUCCUCGCCGUCUGCUGGGCGGUGGCAGCGGUGGCGGCGGCAGGAGCAAAAGUUCUUCCACCUCCAUCCAACUUAAAUUAUUCAUUUAUCCAAAUCUGUACAUUGAACUGGACGUGGAAUCCCCCAGAGAACAUCAGCGGUAGCUGUGACCUGGAAUAUUCCAGUGACAUAGUGAUUGAUGAGGUCCCUCAGGACCAAAGACAGUGGAGUAAGAGUCUCUUUCGCGUGACGGAUACGUUCCUGAAUGAGGAAAUGCGUUUCAAAGUGAGAAGUGAAUGUAAGCAUGAUAAUGCCAGUGAACCAAGCCGAUGGGUGGAGACUUCUGUUCUACCAAAAGGUAUUCCAGGGACUGCUGCUGUUGGUUUGAACUGUGUUUGGCACAAUUUGGAGUACAUGGUUUGUAAGUGGCAUCCUGGAGAGAAUGCAAGUAGUGAUACCAAUUAUACUUUAUUCUACUGGUUUGAUGGUUUGAAAAAUCCUAAGAAAUGCAAAAACUAUUCUAUGAGCCAAGGCAGCUUUGAAUGCACAUUCAGUCUUACCUUCCCAAGGUUUACCAAUACUUACCCAGCUAUCAGUAUUUUGAUUAGAGAUGAUUCAGAAGAAAUUAGGCCUGUGUGUGCAAGUAAAAAUCCUACCACCCUUGUAAAACCUGCUACACCAAAAAUAGUUGAAGUAUCAUAUGUCAAUGGUGGAAUAUAUCUACAGUGGAGUGAAUCAGACACCUUUCCAGCAAACUGUCUCUAUUAUGAAUUGAGAUAUCACAAUGGUGAUCUGACCAUUGCUCAGACAAUUCGAGUUACAUCUAAUCGUACGUCAAUUCCUAGUGUUGAUCUUAAUAGCAAGUAUACCUUCCAAGUAAGAGCACAACCAAAGCCUGAGUGUUACAGCAGCAAGCUCUGCAGUGAAUGGAGUGAAGAAAAGAGUAUUGGUCAGAAUCCAGAUUCUACGUUCUAUUUUGUUUUAAUAGUCACCAUUCCAUUAAUAGUAGCAGUAUCUACAAUAGUCCUACUAGUUUACCUUAAAAGGCUUAAGAUAUUAAUUCUUCCACCAAUCCCGGACCCUAGAGAAAUACUUAAGCGCAUGUUUGGAGAGCAGAAUGACAAUCCCCAGAGCUGUGCAAAGAAUGAUUCUAUGAAUGCUUAUGACAGGUUAAUCAAGGAAGAAGAAAUUCAUUCUUUAAUUUUAACAGAAACUCCAGAAUCCUCUAAUUCUGAAAAAGAAAACCGAUAAACUCUGCUUUCCCAAUGAUAGAUAAGGAAAGACUUUCAUUCUUGCUACUUUACCUCAGGUGACAAUGUAGAUGUGAAGAGGCCUGCAAGACAUUCACCACCAACUUCUACCUUACGGAGUCCUUUCUGAGCCUUAUUACUUUGAUGCUCAGAAGAUGAGUUGCUAAUGUUGGCCGUCCCUCCAUCUCUGCUAGAAAAAUUCAUCUUGGAUCAUUUGAGAUGAAUAUGUACAUAAAUUUCAUCUAACUGCAUUGCAGCAUCUCUUGUUCUAGCUCCAACCAGCUCUGCCUUUUUACUUGUCACUUGCACUUGUGUUUGAGCCCCACAUUAGGCUGUAAAUGUUGGCUUUUCUUGGUUUCAUUGUUUUUAGGGUUUUGCUUUGCUUUGUUAUGUUUUUGGAGCAGGCACUGUGACUUUGAAGUAUUUGGCUCUGUUUUGCAGCAGGUGAGACAAGACUUGCUUGCAGUAGGUGAGCUGUCUCUGUUAAUACACAGAACUGUUGCCAGAUAGGAUGCCAGAGCAAUGGACCAUUUGUGAAUGGCUUAUUUUGAGUGCUCCAGGGCAAUUUUUUUUCCAGAGGACAUUAAUGGACUGACAUUCAUAAGCUUUUAGUUGAUGUGUUUCAGCUGUGGGCUGAUCAAACCCAAUAAGAGGAUUGCUUUUUCUUUAAAAACACAUGUGAAAAGCCUCCUCACCUUACAGCUGGUAUUCGGACUAUUCAUCGAAAAGGCUUUUAUUUUUUUUAUUCUUUCAAGUGCCUGUUUUCAGAUUUGAGGCCUUCAUGAGCUUCUUGGGUUAAUCACACUUUAAAAUUAUAAAAAGAAUUCUUUACCUCUGUUGCGCAGUGGCUGAUACCUCUAUAUUGACUGUCACCGGACUGAUUCCGCUUUGGCCAUAUUGGCCUGAAAGUAUCUGAUUUUUAGAAGCUGAGUCAUCCUGAGUCUGUCCAGCAAAAUUACCAGGAUGGAUGCAUAUGUCCAAGGAGCUGUGUACAAAUCGCUUAGUAAGAUGCUAAACCACAGCAACUGAUGAAUUCAACGACUUUAAGAUUCAUCCUUACUGCUACGCCGAUGGAUUUGUGGAAAGACAAUAUGACAAACUUGGCCUGCUUUCUCGGGGACAAAUUUUAUUGUUUCUGUAGUGAUGAUGCUUUAAUUUUAGCUUCUUCUCUAGGGAAUUAGCAAUUGAAAAAAAAAAAAGGUGCUUAUUGGACUUCUAAAAAAAUUUCUUGGAUAUUUGCUGCUGCAGCUUGAUGACUUCUUUUUUUUAAAUCAUGAAUUGACUUGUUUUCAUGUAAUGGUUUUGUUUUGAGGUUUCUUUACCCAGCAGAGUCCAACAGAAGUUUUUUGAUACAACUGUGACACUUCUCUGCUCUGAGUUCUGAGCAUUGGUUUCUAACUUGUGCUGCAAGGGUGUUAACAGAAGUACCUUGAUCGUACUGGAGGCAGAAAGUAAUGGGGAGAAAGGGAUCCAUGCAGAUGUUUACUGUUGAGGAACUUGUUCCUCCUAGCUCCCUCAAUAGCUAAGUGCUAGUUAGUCAUUAAGACACAGAUUCUUAGUAGACUGGGAAAAGAUCUCCUCAGAGGUUCAUUUGGAAACAAAUUCUGUAGCCACUGAGUGUUGUAAAAUUCAGCCCUCUCCUCAAACUCAAUUCAAUCAAAAUCCUGAAAUGAAAUACUAAUUUUUAGAACAUGUUGUUCAGUGGGAAGUAGAACUAAUGGAGUUUGUUUUGUUUUUUUUUUUUUUUUUAGCUACAAAUUUACAUUCUUUACCCUUCUAUGUAUUUCCUCCCUCAAUAAAUCCAGUUCUUUCCUCAGUCCCCACUGAACCUCUCAAAUAUGCAGUUUCUUCCACAUCUCUUAUCUACCUCUGGUUUCUGGUGGUAGAAAGGGGAGAAGAAAUGUAGCAGAACUAGCAGACCACAUAAGAGCUUAAAUCUUUUACAAGCAGGCUAAAAGAAAAGACACUAUAAAAAUUGGUUAAUGAGACAAAACAAGAAGUCUCAGGGAUUUCAGUGAGAUAUAAUGAAACUCAGGUUAUAUAAAGUCAGCUAGCAGCACUAUUUGAUAUUCCAGAGGUAAAGGAACAGUGUGGGGGAAAGGGUUAUUCAUUUCUUUAACAACUUCACUCCCACUCCACCGCAACAUUCACAUCACUAUGGAGAGAUAACUAUUUCUCAAAUCUACCUCAUCUUGAAUGUUGCUCAUUGUAGAUCACGAGACAAACAGAAAUGUAUGAUUUCAAUAUCAGUAAGCAUAACAGCUUAAAGUUUUGUGGCUUUCAGUACAGCAGUCUAGGAAGAUGAUCCUUGGUACUUUACCCUAAGUUCAUUUGACUUUGUUUUGAUGUUUAUAGUAAAGCCAAAGCUUUUUUUUUUUUUUUUAAAAAAAAAAAAACUUCAUAAAGCAAAAAGAGGGAAAAACAGGUGAAGUACUAGGCCAAGAGGAAGGCUUAAAUGCAAAGGAUGGUUUAAUCAGAAUAGAAAUGUUUGGGUAAUACUUUGUUUUCUGAAUAAUAGUAAUUGACACACUUCCUAAGGAUGGAUUUCUUGAGCCUGUGUUUCGGCAUACAAAGUAACUGUUCAAGUUUAUUUUAAUCUUGUCUUGUUUAUGGUUAGUUUUUUCUAAGUUUUGCUAUCAUAUGUUUGCUCUUUGUUGCAGUUACUUGAUUUGUAAGUUUGUUUAAGGAAUGAAUAAAUAUGUUUGAAUGUUUU